Messenger RNA from Sphaerodactylus townsendi, 4645 nucleotides. RefSeq names its product ubiquitin specific peptidase 43 (gene USP43). Gene Ontology annotation, molecular function: cysteine-type deubiquitinase activity. Bases 624 to 4166 code for a protein of 1180 amino acids. Gene Ontology annotation, biological process: protein deubiquitination. NCBI's taxonomy places the organism in Eukaryota, Metazoa, Chordata, Lepidosauria, Squamata, Sphaerodactylidae. The transcript is spliced from 15 exons. The record is from RefSeq and is a predicted model, not a curated record.
CCGGGGCCGCCGCCUUCCUUAGCGGCACCUGUCCGUGGCCGCGUUACCUCUCUUCCCCGCCCCACCUGGGCGAGUCGAUCUGGCUCCCCGCGCUUCUCAAGCUCCAGCAGGUGCCACUUCUGAGCAGCAGCAGCAGCAACGCCUGGUCGCGCCGCGCCUCCAAAAACGCAACCUCCCCCCUCCGCUCGCACCCCCGGGCCGCAAAACCGGGCGGGCGGGCGGGCGAGGGAGGGAGGCGCCUGGCGCCGCACCUCCAAACUCCGCCACGAGCGCCAUCGGCUGCCGCCCUACCCGCAGGACUGUCCGGCUGAGUUCCCGCGGCUGCCUCGCUCCGAUGGAGAACUGAGGAGGAGGCGGGAAAAACAACGUGCCCUUCCUUCCCGGUGGCGGCGGCGGCAGCAGGAUGCCCGGCGCCUGCCCCUCGCCAUGAGCCCGGCCCGCUUCCCUCCGCCUCUCUGCCCAGCCCAGCCCUGCCCAGCCGGCAGUCGCGGGGGGCGGGCGGAGAGGCUCGGAGCGCCCAGGGAGGCGGCGGCGGCGGGCUCAGGUAGCCGAGGAGGAGGAGGAGGAACAGGCUGGCGGCGGCAGUCGGCGGAGGACGCGGUCGUCGCAGCAGCCGGGCCCCGAUGGGCGAGCUGGAGGCAGGGGAGGAGGCGCUCGGGCCCGGCACGCAGUGCCCCCCGGACGACGCCCGCAGCUGCCAGCCCCACCACCCCCACGCCGGGUCCGGGCGGCGGCGCAGAGCGGUGCGAGCCCUGAGCAAGCUCGCCCGGCGCGUCCUGCAAACUUUGCGGGGGGCGCGGCAGAGGCGGCGGGAAAGCGCCGAGCCGGAGGACGACGAGGAGGGCGGCUUCAGGCGGCCUCCCGGGCCCGAGCGUGAGCGCGGCCAAGCGGGGGGCGGCGGGGGAGCGCGGCUCUCGGGCCCGCAGCCGGCGGCGGGCUCCGGGGACCCUCGCCCGCUCACGCCCGGCGCGCAGGGGCUCAAGAACCACGGCAACACGUGCUUCCUCAACGCCGUGGUGCAGUGCCUGAGCCACACCGAGCUGCUCGCCGCCUUCCUGCUGCUCGCCUUGCCCGACCAGCAAGGGCCACCACCACCACCCGGACCUGGAUCCGGCACCGCCGGCGAGGUCACCCGGCACUUGGCGGCGCUGGUGCGAGCGCUGUGGACCCUCGAGUACACGCCGCAGGUCUCCGCCGAUUUCAAGAAUGUUGUCUCUAAAUAUGGUGCUCAGUUUCGUGGAAACUCACAACAUGAUGCCCUGGAGUUCCUCCUCUGGCUGCUGGACCGCAUGCAUGAGGACCUGUGUUCUGCGUCUCUGAAUCAGAGAGGUAAAGCAUCUGGAAAGCCUCCACCUGGACAGGAAGACAGUAGUAGCAGUGGGAGUACCCAGCCAGCCAUCCAGCCUCUCAAGGGCCAGAGUUUCGUGCAGAAUCACUUCCAAGCACAAUACAGGUCCUCCUUGACCUGCCCACACUGCCUAAAGCAGAGCAACACCUUUGACCCUUUCCUGUGCAUCUCGCUGCCUAUCCCUCUGCGUCAAACCAGACCCCUGAAUGUCACUCUUGUCUUCCAAUCCAAAAGUCAGCGGUUUGUGCGUGUGGGCCUGGCCGUGCCUCUCUUCAGCAAGGUGGGAAAGCUGAGAGAAAUGGUGGCAGAUGAAGGCAAGAUUUCACCUGACCAGGUGAUCCUGGCCGAGUUGAACCAGUCUGGUUUCCGGUGUUCCUUCUCGGAUGCUGAAGACCUGACUACUAUCACCGAGGGCGACAACAUUUAUGCUUUUCAGACUCCACUGUCCUGUAACCGGGCCAGUUCUUCCCGCCCUUCAGGUUGUCCACACAGCCUCCCAUCUUCUCCAAAUUCUUCAGAACCAGAAGGCCAGCGGUUGACUCAUAAUGGGGCCAUCUCAUCAGAGUUUUUGCAAAAUGGUGGAGGUGGCAAAAUCCUGCUCCUUGUUUGUAAUGUGGCUGGGUCCGGGCAGGAGGGUGUGAGAUUUGGCCCUCCGCUGCUUAUGCGGGAAGACAGAGCCAUGUCAUGGGAGCAGCUCCAGCAGAGCAUUCUGGGCAAAAUGCGCUAUCUGAUGAGAAGAGAGGCCCAAGUUCAGGGCAUCAACAUUUCUGUUAAUGAAAUCCUCCCUUUCCUUGAUCUCAGGGAGAGUAGUAAUCCUUUCCUCCAGGCAAUGAACCUUUUCCUCAAAGAGCCUGACCACAUUACAGUGCUGUCAAGUGAAAUCUACCCUGUCCUCAGGAGAAAAAACGAACAGGGUGCAUCCCCUUCACAUGACUUAGGGGGACCCAACCUUUUUGAGCCUGCAGACACUCUUGAAAUUUUGAGAGAGGGUGUUUGCAGUUUGUUUGGCAGCAUCCAGGAGGAAGUGGUUGAGGAUGCAGACAGCGUGCGGCUAAAGCAGCAGCUCCAUCAGCAGCAGCACAGCUGCACUCUGGAUGAAUGCUUCCAGCUGUACACCAAGGAGGAACAGCUGGCCCCUGAUGAUGCCUGGCGCUGCCCCCACUGCCUGGUCCUUCAGCAAGGCACUGUGAAGCUCAGCCUGUGGACACUUCCUGAUAUCCUUGUCAUCCACCUGAAGCGCUUCCGGCAAGUGGGCGAACAGCGUCACAAGCUCACCACACUUGUGCACUUCCCUCUGCGGGGGCUUGACAUGGCUCCCCAUGUGGCGAAGCGCAGUCGUGGCAGCAAGUGGGGACCUUGGAAGCACAUCAACCCAGAAAGCAGCCCCAGUAACUUCCUUUAUGACCUCUAUGCUGUCUGCAAUCACCACGGCAGCCUGCAAGGCGGGCAUUAUACAGCCUACUGUCGGAAUGCCUUGGAUGGUCACUGGUACAGCUACGAUGACAGCACCGUGGAACCCGUCCUGGAGGAUGAUGUCAGCACACGAGCUGCCUACAUCCUCUUCUACCAGAGGCGCAGUGUGACUCCAGGCUGGUCUGGUGGAAGCUCUCUUAGAGGUUCUACUAGUUCCUCUGUUUCUGAACACUGGCUGGCCCGACUUGGGGGAAACAACAUGCGAGAGAGCUUGGUGUCCCGAAGCUCUGCUACAUAUCCAUCUCUGCCAAAAAUGCCUGACUCACCCUCCUCAUCACCACAGUCCGGGCAUCGUGGCACGCAGAAAAGUGGCUUUGAUUCCCGGCCUCUUGUGAGGGGUGUCCAGGGAAGAAGUGUCAGCCUGAAGGUAUCCCCCAGCAAGGUCAAACUGGGAGUCCCCAAGGCCUUGCCUCUUCGUUGGUCCUUUACCUCCAAAGACUGGCUAGUGGAGCCCUCUGGAGAGUUAGUAGAGUAUCUGGAAUCUGGCCGCAGACCUCGAUUCACUAACGAAUCCAUUGUACCUCUUAUGACCAAGGACGGGGAGGACAGUGAGCAGUCAGUCACCAAAGUCAAGCUGAAUCCUGUACUUACAGGAACAGGCAAUACUGAGAACACUGGCAAAGUAUCCAUUGCCCUGGAAAGCAGCAGCACUCUGAAGAGGGCAGGGAAGCCAAAGGAUGAUGUAGGUGAGCAGCCACGGACACCCAAGAAACUGGUGCUUUCUCUCAGCACCGUACCUUCAGCAGCAAAUGAGGAGCCCAAAGGCAAAGCAAGCAUCAAUGGGACCAUGCGCACCGGGACAAACAUGCCCUCCUCCAGUUAUCAAUCCAAGGGCAGAGGGCCCCAGGACCAAAAGACCAUGCCCUGUGCUGGGGACAGGGAGCCUGAGGGUGAAAGGCCGCCAGAGGGAAAGCUGGCUGUCUUCAAGGCAGGCUUCCUCCGAAGGGACCCCAAGCGCUACAGCGAGUCUGACCGACAUGGCUCAUUGACAAAGACCAUGGGCUCCUCCCGGGUAUCUCUACCCAAUGGCACUUUGAAUUCUGCCUCUGGAGGCAGGGCAAGCAGUGCGCUAGGCCGCAGCUCAACAGAAGGGCUGCCCAAUGGUCGGAUUUGCCGUUCUGAGUUGGACAUCAAGCGCGCUCAGAGCUCCUGCACCAGCAAAGGGAAGAGUGACUGGGUCUUGAGCAGGUCAACCUCCUUUGGUAAAACAACCAAUAGCGUCCCUUUGCAGGGUUAUUCACAACCACUAGCUUUAGAUGGGGUUUCCUGCGGCACCCUCCAGCGUGUGAGGUAUCAUACAGCAUCCCUGGGCAGGAGGAUAGCUGUACCAGAGUCCAGCUUCUGAACUUGCCUGUGCUUACGGCUGGAAGUACCAAAAGAGUGCCAAUCCUUGGUGCUUAUAGGGUCUUGGGGCCUUGGGGUAAGAUCUGUUAGUUGCUCAUAGGUUUGGCUGGUGCUUUUCUCAAGGGGAAGAGGCUUCUCCCAGUCAACAGCCAUCAUGUUCAAUGGGUGCUGAAUGACAUCUUUGCCUUGCCAGGGAACAGAACUGAAAUGGGGACCUUGUGAACCAUUGGAGUUAGAAUGAGAAAGAGAGAAAUCAUAUGGAAAAUAGUAAAGUAUUUAUUCUGUAUGGAGAAAUAGUUUUACUGAUGCUGAUGAGAGGAUGUGCUGUUCUGUGACAGCGAUUAUUUUGGUAUUUGGUUAUGGGGAAGGAAAUAAUAGGGGAAAAUCUAAACAUUGCUCUAUGCAAUAAUCUCAAUUUUUCUAUUUUGUCCUGACCUUUGGGUUUUACAGACUUAUUUGUUAUUAAAAAUGUCCCAAAUG